This is a messenger RNA of Stereum hirsutum FP-91666 SS1, 647 nucleotides long. RefSeq lists its product as uncharacterized. The record is from RefSeq and is a predicted model, not a curated record. Lineage: Eukaryota; Fungi; Basidiomycota; Agaricomycetes; Russulales; Stereaceae. Bases 52 to 498 code for a protein of 148 amino acids. The transcript is spliced from 7 exons.
CAGAAGUUCACACCUCAGGAAGAGAGGAGAUGGAACAGACUCAGCGUACAUAUGAGCCAUUUUCAUGAUCAUUUCAAAACAGAAUUCAAUUCGCUGUAUGAGCUCGCGGAUGGAACAUUCGCCAAGCGGGGGAUGUCUCUAAAUGCGUUUCUCAACAAAGCCAAUGAACUCAUCCACUAUCUCACGAUCCACCAUACCAUCGAGGAACGCCACAUAUUCCCCGUUCUAGCCAAACGUAUGCCCAUGUUUGCUAUGGAGAACGAUGGAGUACAUCUCGAGUCUCACAAGGGUAUCCAUCAUGGUUUGGAAGACUUGACCAACCUGGUCACUAAAUAUAAGAAGGAUCCAACUUCUUACAAGCCAGAGGAGUUCAGGGCCUGCCUCGAUAGCUGGCGACAAGUACUCUUCACGCAUCUAGACGACGAGGUUGCAGACCUGAAGGGCGAGAACAUGAAGAAAUACUGGACACUCGCAGAAGUGGACAGAAUUCCCAUGUGAAAGCUCGCCACGUUACCUCCACCUGUGUCUGUACUACCCUCCACUUCUCUUCCUAUCUCGGACUCUUUUCAUUAUGCUUCAUUAAGGUUGUAUGAAUACACGCUUUUGGGACUAAAACCGACUCCUUAAUUAUUGAUUUCUCACUUUUU